AUGGAACCGCAUACGAAGGCGCUCCACGAGGCAGAAAUUCAAGAUCGUCUGCAGGCACUAGAUAGACCUUCAGCUCGCAAGUUUGGCUUAACUGAAAACCCUAUAUUUGAUGCGAACUCUUUCUCAUCAGUGUCGGAAUCGCUAGAGGAGGGGGAAGUUCUCGAGUUUCCUCAUAUCGAGUAUUGGCCUUCGGCCCGCAAACAAGCCGAAAUACAACGACGAAUGAAAGCUUUGGAGAAUGGCAUUCAUACGAUGUCCAACCCAGUUCCUUCAGUAUUGGUCGACGCAGUUGAGCGCUAUGUCUCGAAGGAUUGCCUGGCCCCUGAGUUUGAGGCAUUGCUAGAUGACCUUCAAAACUCUGGGAUAAUCGAAAAUAAUAAGAUGUUUUGUUAUAUCAGCAUGGCUGCACACCCGAAGCAGCAAAGGGACAACGAAAUAAUGAUGGCUCAUCAUUUCCGACGGCACGAGAAUCCCGAUAUAGCUGGCGCUAUCCUAGAACUCGACCCCAAGUUGAACAACGUCGAAAGUCUCUUUCUCCGCCAUGAAUGCAAGCCACGAUACAGAUACAACUUCAACGAGCUCGAAGCUGACAUAUUCUACGACUGGGAAUGGCUACGUUUCCUCCAGUGGGAAGACAAUUUGGCUGGCGACAUCGAAUUUCUUUGUAUACGUAACCAGAAGGAUCGCGCUGCUCUAUGGCCCUCUAUUGUCUUCGAGCAUCUGAAUACUGACUUCGCGAGUUUGAUAGAGCUGGUUUCCGCGUCUUGGCAUGGCGAUUAUGCAAUGCGGAUUGGGUUGUGCCCUUGUGGUUUGAUCGACAUGGCUUCUGGAUUUCUGGCGUGCCAGUCGGUAAAUAACGCUAGAAAUGGCUUCUUUCCUUGGAUAUUUAACCUUUAA
Molecule: messenger RNA, 897 nt
Organism: Fusarium oxysporum Fo47
Lineage: Eukaryota; Fungi; Ascomycota; Sordariomycetes; Hypocreales; Nectriaceae
Exons: 6
Coding region: 1-897 (298 amino acids)
Source: RefSeq, a predicted model, not a curated record